Chaetomium fimeti is the source of this 2965-nucleotide messenger RNA. RefSeq names its product SNF2 family N-terminal domain-containing protein. The record is from RefSeq and is a predicted model, not a curated record. Gene Ontology annotation, molecular function: ATP-dependent chromatin remodeler activity; ATP binding. Lineage: Eukaryota; Fungi; Ascomycota; Sordariomycetes; Sordariales; Chaetomiaceae. The coding region runs from base 1 to 2649 and encodes 882 amino acids. Gene Ontology annotation, cellular component: nucleus. Gene Ontology annotation, biological process: DNA repair. The transcript has 9 exons.
AUGGCCUCCCCAACGCAGGCACCCUAUAUCAGCCCUUCACCAAGCGCAAACCCAUCUCUCCGUGCUUCUCCCACCCCAACACAGGCACCUGGAGAGAUAAAUGACUGCAAUCCGGCGAAAAUGUGUCCCAAGAACGCCAAGGAGUACUGGAAACAGGCACAUGCCAGCUUGAAGCAGUCUGACCAGCCGAACGGCAAGCGGAAACGUCACAGUGAUGUUGAAAACGGUGGGCAGGUCAAGAGACACCAGGGAGCACACGCGGAUGAAGUGUCGCAAGCACCACAGACUUCAGCGUUACCCCCAAACGACAACGAAUUCAGCGGUGACGGUUCAACGGCGCCAGGUGUUGGACAGGGUGCCAGCUCAACGCAGAGUGGCGACCUCGGCCCUACCGAGAAAGACAGACAGGUGCAGCAGUUCCUAGGGGUGGAUGCCAAUCUCGACGACCCGCAAUCCCGCAGAGACCUCUACCAACUAUACAACGCAGUUACUUCCUUUGGCCAGGAUAAGUGCAAGUUGGUCGAUCAAAAAUGGCAACUCGACAACUUCCGGACAUCCCUCUACCCACACCAAGUCAUCGGUGUGAGCUGGAUGCUGAGUCGGGAGCUUCACCCGGCAGCCCCAACGGGUGGGAUCCUGGCCGACGAGAUGGGCCUGGGGAAGACCGUGCAGCUCCUGGCCUGCAUGUCCCAGAAUCUACCUGGGAAACACUCCAAGGCCACAAAGACCCUCAUCAUCGCCCCGAAGAGGCUCCUCACGCAGUGGUUUAACGAAAUCAAGAGCCACUGUUCGCACAAGAAGAUGAAACGUGUAUUCAUUUACGAAGCCAGCAAGAUCAUGACGGACGCACAAUGGGAGGAUGAGAGCAUCAUCUUAACCAAUUACAGCCAGCUUCAGCGGCAGCUACCUCCUUUCAGUAAACUGGGACAAAUAGAGAAGUUCAAGCAGAAAGGAAACCCGAAAUGGAAAACCCUUCUCCGAAAACAUAGCAGAGGCGGUCUGUUCAAAAUCGACUGGCACCGGGUCGUCCUUGACGAGGCUCAUGCGAUCAAUAACAGGACCAGUCAGACAUCAAAAGCAUGCAGGCUCCUGCUCAGAAAAUACAGCUGGGUCCUGAGCGGAACUCCGAUGACGAACGAUACCGAUGAGCUUUUCCCUUACUUGGACUUUAUUAGGUCCACAUACAGCGAUUUCGGGAAGUAUCACGGCGCCAUGGGAGACAUCUCGAAUAUUCCCGAGAACCGCCCAGCGGAGUUGAUUACGGUGGACUUCUCCCCAUUUGAAGGCCGCUUGUACCAUCUGACCAGCGACAAGCUUCAGGAGCUCCGAGAGCGAGCGAGGAAUCACAAAGCCGGCGACGGGUCCGAGGCGAUCCCAAAGGGCGAGCUCCACAGACAUUUCGACUAUCUGAGGUACUUUACCUCGCACCCAGCUUUGGUCGAGCCGAAUUACUUUGACCAGCAAACCCGUCAACCUCAGUGCGGCCAUGCCUUUUGUAAAGCCUGCGUUAAAAAGUCCCAGAAAGGCUCGAGGAAGGAUCGCCACUGCUUGAGCUGCGGCAAAACUCCAAGCACCGUAUCAGAGGGUGGCAAGGAGUACUACCGUCACACUGGUGGUUAUUUUGAGAAGUUGAAAGGGAAAUUCGCAGGUUCGGAUUUCUCUAGCAAAGGCAAGCGAAUAAAGAGGAUGCGUAAGCCUGGCGACGACGAGUUCGGAAUUCAGCCACGGUUGACCCAACGGAAGAAGGCCCGGAGAGGAAGACGAAAGGCCAAGAAAAGCAAGGGCCGGCGGGCCAAGGCGAAGAAAGACGACGCGGAACGUCGUAUACGCACCAAUGCUGGGGGGUUUCUCCGGGCGUGUGAUACAAAGCCGUGGGACCCCAUCCCCCACAGCGCAAAGACGAGGGCGACCAUGGAUUUGGUCAAUAAGUGGCAGAAGGAAGCGCCCGACGACAAGAUCAUCAUAUUUAUCCAAUGGAUCCCGAUGCUCUCGUUUCUCGGCAGGAUGAUUUUCCAGAACGGGAUCAAGUUCGUUUACCUCUGGGGGGAGAUGGAGUCAACCGAGCAAGAAAUGGCCAUCAAGGCUUUCCAGCUGGUUCGGGAGAUCAAAAUAAUGCUCAUAUCAGUCAGCUGCGGUGCCCAUGGCCUAAAUCUCACCGCCGCUAACCGGGCCAUCGUUUUCGACCAUUGGUGGCAUGAGGGCUUGGAGCGACAGGCCUUUGCGCGCGUCCAUCGUAUCGGCCAGACUAAAGAAGUUCACACGGCAAAAUUAGUCGCCGCGGGGUCGAUGGACGAAGCUAUCUUGGGGAUGCAGGCAAGAAAGAGGGAGACCAUUGGAUCAGCCGUGGGGGAUGGUACCGCGCACCCGAAAUAUGCCGAGGAUGGGCACAUCGACAAAGAGAUCCUCGAGCUGGCUAGGCUGAACGACAUCAGCGACGGAGAGAGCGAGGUGGGCGGGGUGUGUGACAACGACGGUGAUAGUGGCAGCGACAGCAGUACGGAUGGUUCGAGCGACGAUGAGGACGAGGAUGAAGACGACGGGGAUUACGAUACCGACGCUACAACUGGGAGUCUCUAUGAGUCCGAGGCUGGAAAAUCGUGGGAUGAGGACAGCGAUGCUCACAUGAACAUGGAUUCGGACGACGAGUGAGGCUAUCCCGGGGGUGCCGUUACGGCACCUAUUUUAAGCCUUUGGCAAGGCGUACAGGGCCGUGGGCAGUUUUCACGUCACAAAACCAAUUUUGGGGUGGAGUGGGGGUUAUGACCGAUGUGGCUGGGAGGGGCGAAAAGCGUUGUUAACUGCGUCAGGGCAUCGUUGAUCGGCCUAUGACGAGGAUGGGGCCGUCGACUUGCCGUUACCAUAGCUUUCCAUAGCAUACAUAUGGUUGACUUUUCCCCUAAUACACGGGAAAGAACUAAGCUGCAUACUCUAUGGGCCAAACAAAGUUAAAAGAGUGGAUUAUCUC